This is a messenger RNA of Microtus ochrogaster (prairie vole), 522 nucleotides long. RefSeq names its product dehydrogenase/reductase SDR family member 4-like. Gene Ontology annotation, molecular function: carbonyl reductase (NADPH) activity. Gene Ontology annotation, cellular component: peroxisome. The transcript has 2 exons. Lineage: Eukaryota; Metazoa; Chordata; Mammalia; Rodentia; Cricetidae. The annotation marks the transcript as partial. The record is from RefSeq and is a predicted model, not a curated record. Gene Ontology annotation, biological process: retinal metabolic process.
GCAGAGGUUAAUGAUUGAAAGGGUGCGGGCGCCAACAGGCAGCAGGGAGCGCUCACAGCCUCAGCGGUUCCCCGUCGCCCGGGACUCUCCUGAACAAGUUCUGGAAGUGGGGGCAGGCAGUCUGGGGAGACAGGACGCUCGCUGCACGACCGGCCUCCCGCCUUUCAACUGUCACCUCCCCCAGCAAAGUUCAACCCAACCCCCGCCUGACCCAUGCAGAAAGCGGGACUGCUGCUAGGUGGCUGGACUCGAGCGUGGAAGUUGGUGAGGAUGGCCAGCUCCGGAGUGAUUCGCCGAAACCCGCUCGCGAAUAAGGUGGCCCUGGUCACGGCCUCCACCGACGGGAUUGGCCUUGCCAUCUCCAGACGUCUGGCUGAAGAUGGGGCCCAUGUAGUCAUCAGCAGCCGCAAACAGGAGAAUGUGGACCGUGCAGUGGCAAAACUACAGGAAGAGGGGCUGAGUGUUUCUGGCAUCGUGUGCCAUGUGGGGAAGCCAGAGGAUCGAGAAAGGCUGGUAACCACG